CGAGCGAGCGAGCCGAACCAAGCCUGCACGCAGUGGCGUCCUCUCGCAUGAGUCGCGCGAUCGUCUGUUGUUAGUGCUGUAGGAAUCAAGCAAGAAACGACAAGACGUGUUGCCACCGUUGCAGUUACACCUGACACCAUGAGGGAACAUUCGAUAAAGCGAGGCUCCGACGACCUCUUGUCGCAGACGGGCGCAGUGAGCAAUGGCUCAGUAAUGAGUCCGCAGCCAAAUCAUGCGGACAACAACAAUGACGCCAAGAAGGUGAAACUGGACAAAAACAAUGGCAAACCGUCCAAGGUGAUACACAUCCGCAACAUCCCUAACGACGUGACAGAGGCUGAAAUCAUCCACUUGGGGAUACCAUUCGGUCGAGUCACCAAUGUGCUUGUCCUCAAAGGAAAGAAUCAGGCAUUCCUGGAGAUGGCUGACGAGGUCGCAGCGUCCACAAUGGUGAACUACUUCACAUCAUGUGUGGCGCAACUUCGCGGCCGAGCAGUCUAUGUGCAGUUUUCCAACCACAAGGAACUCAAGACCGACCAGACGCAUUCCAACGCGAACGCGUCGGCACAGGCUGCGCUGCAGGCCGCUUCCGCCUUGUCUGGUCAGAACGAGACCCAAGGCGGACCAAACACAGUACUCCGUGUCAUCAUCGAGCACAUGGUCUAUCCAGUUACUCUAGAUGUGCUCUGUCAGAUUUUCACGAGAUUUGGCAAGGUUUUGAAGAUCGUCACUUUCACCAAAAACAAUACGUUCCAAGCUUUGAUUCAGUAUCCAGAUGUAAUCACAGCUCAAGCUGCCAAGCUGUCUUUGGAUGGUCAGAACAUCUACAACUCGUGCUGCACUCUUCGGAUUGAAUACUCGAAGCUAACAAGUUUAAAUGUGAAGUACAACAAUGACAAGAGUCGUGACUACACUAAUCCAAGCUUACCUACUGGAGAUCCUGGCCUUGAUGCAACACUGGCUUUGGGUGGUGAGCUGUUGCCACAGCUACUUCUAGGUGGUGCUGGUGGAGCUCGCCAUCGUGGAAUUGGUCAAGAUUCAGCUACAGCAGCUGCUGCCCGUCUCCCUCCACCAGGUGCUCCAGGUGUCCUGGCUUCACCAUUUGCAGCCAUGCAUGGUCUUGGCUCACCGCUUACCUCGCCGUAUGGCAACUCCGCAGUUGGAGGUCUGGGAGCAGCUGGGAUGCCUCUAGCUGGUUUCCAGAUGGCUGGUGCAGCAGCAACCACUGCUCUUGGUGGCGCUGGAAUUCGCUUGGCUGGCUCACUAAAUACUGGUGGAUGUGUACUGCUUGUCAGCAAUCUGAAUGAAGAGAUGGUCACGCCUGAAGCUCUCUUUACCCUAUUUGGUGUGUAUGGCGACGUACAGCGUGUGAAGAUCUUGUACAAUAAAAAGGAUAGUGCCCUUAUUCAGAUGGCUGAACCACACCAAGCUCACUUGGCCAUGACACACUUGGAUAAAUUGAGAGUCUUUGGGAAGCAGAUACGUGUAAUGCCUUCUAAGCAUCAGACAGUUCAGCUGCCAAAGGAAGGACAACCAGAUGCUGGCCUUACAAAAGAUUUUACAAAUUCAGUUCUGCAUCGUUUUAAGAAACCUGGCUCCAAGAAUUAUCAGAACAUUUAUCCACCAUCACCAACGCUUCAUCUUUCCAACAUUCCCCCAACAGUUUCUGAAGAAGAAAUUAAAGAAGCUUUUACAAAGAAUGGCUUCACUGUGAAAGCUUUUAAAUUUUUCCCAAAGGAUCGUAAGAUGGCACUUAUACAGCUUCCUUCAGCUGAUGAUGCUGUUGCAGCUCUCAUUAAAAUGCACAAUUACCAGCUGAGUGAGUCCAAUCAUCUGAGAGUCUCGUUCUCAAAGUCCAACAUAUAAAUACACCCAAAUGUAUUAUCUUCGAAAAUGUGUCUUGCGUGUGAAUUAAGAGGAAAUGCUGAAUUUAGGUGUACGAGCCUGAAUUUAAUGUGUGUGCUUUCAUACUUUGAUGGUACAUUGUAUUUAUCAGGGAAAGACGAUUCGCUAUUUUCAAAACAUUGCAUAGCAAAUGUAAGGAAAUGCAAUGAAGGGACAAUGAAUGUUAAUUGGAAAGUCAGUUUUUAAAACCUUACUGUAGGACAUAUGUUUUACUCAUGUCAAUUGAUCAUUAUUCUGCUACUCAUGAAUUAGAUGCACAGAAUUUAAUUUCUUCCCUUUAUAAAAUUAAAAACCACAAAUUAAUUAUGGAAGGAGUUGAGCACUUGAUAUUAAAGUGACAUGUUUUAAUAGCUGUGGUAUAACUUACAACAUUUCAUUGAUGGAUGUAUAUCAUUUAUGUCCAACCAUUUCCUAUUUUCUUCCUACCCAUCAUUCUUUUGCACUAAUUCUUGUGUUUCACUGUUGUGUUCACAGCGGUCACUUUUUUGCUGUUUGUGUACAAUUAGAGUGAAACAGGGUUGGCUAGUUGAUAUACUUGUAGCCCAGUUAUUAAUAGUAAUACAACAAGGAUAGUGUUUCCUUAUGUGUAUACAUAUAUGUGUAUUGUCCAUUAUAUUCUUGAUACCCCUUUAUAUUACAAAGGUGACGGUUGUACUGAAAUUUGUUUCUGUUCAGCAUCAGAUGUUUAUUGGACAGUGACUCUGACAUCUAUCUUUAUGCAUUUCUUUACUUUUCCAAUGAUGUGUCUGUCAGCAUUGUGUAAUAAGAUAUUACCUGAAAUGGUAAGAGCUUUCCAGCAACAAUACUGGUAAUAAAAAAAAGCUUAAUUUUGGUUCAUUUGUUGAUUUUUUUUUUUUUUCACUUUUUAUGCAUCGAAGUAAUUUGCUCGUGUAAAAGUAUUUUUCUGUGUCCUUCCUUAUUUUCUGUGUAAUCUAUCCUUCCAGUUUUGUUCUAAGUAUCAUAAGAAGUUGUACAACACAAAGAUUGCUAUGUUAGUGUGUACUGGUUCGGCAUGAUACAUUGUGUCUGGACAAAGUAACAAAUUUCAGUACGUGAUGCUCUAUACUUUCAAGUUUGCUAAGCUGUGCUGUGUAUUGUGUAACACUGUUGGUUUGUGUGGAAGGUGCAUAAUAUUGCUCUGAAAAGACAGAGCAUCUCUUGCAAAUCAUCAUUGUCAAUCAGUUUUAUGUAUGAGUGUGUCUGGGAUUUUUGUGUUAUACCUUUAUAUUUUGCUGAAUGUCAGUUUUAUUUGCAACAGUAAACCACAAAAUAUGAAAGAGAAAGAGAGAGGGAAAGAAAGCAAGUGAAACCUACCUGACCUGUCCUGAGUUAUACACAAUAGCGGUUUACAAUAUGUGUAUGGUAUUUUGAUUUAAAGUUUGAAAAUUAUAGAAUGGUUACAAAAUUGUGUUACGUGAUCAAAUAACAGUAAGUACAUAUUAUGUUUAAACGACAUAAUGGUGUGCUAAGAAGACAGCAUGUAAAGUCAGUGAAGGGUAUGUAAAUCACCUAGCCUGAUGAAUUGGAGGAAUAAAGCUAAUUUUUUUAACGGAUGCUUAGAGACUAUUAUGUGCAGUAUUGAAAAUACUUCGUGUGCUUGUUUAUGUAUGUAUGUGUAAAUUGAAUGCUAAUGCUGAUGGUAUUUCUUUCCUUUGUGCCCAAGUCUUAAGUAACAUUUUGUUAGAUUUAUUAUCUUGGAAGUGUCACAAAUUUCAGUGUCAGUAUUGCUAGUAAAUUUGAGGCAGAUUUCAUAUAUGUUUGGAAACAUUAUUUGUGAGUGUUCAGAGAGCAGUUUUAUAUUUUACAGUAAUUUUAAUGUAUAAAGAAAGAAUUUUUUACAUUUUUUGCACAUACUUUCUUUAACAAAUGUUGCUGCUGUUAAUAUUCUCUCGUGCUCAGUUGUGUUCUUUCACAAGUCUCCCUUAAACUAAUGGAGAUAAAGUAUCAUUCCAAGCAUCUGCAUACAUUUUUCGGAAUACUACAUGACUGUGUUCUGCAAUUGACUUGCCUGCAGUUAGAACUGCAAAAUAAUUCAGUUGAGAAAUGCUUCAUCAAAAUUUUAAACUUGCUACAAUGUAUGUGGUAUUGUGAUGGGCCAGUUUGUUUAGAAUAGGAUUUGUUAGAUUUCUUAAUUUGCCAUGAACCGUUUGUAAAUGGCAGUCCGUUGUAAUUAGUUUAAAUGUUAGUAGCAUAGGUUUUUAUAAGUGGUCUGAGUUAUAUAUAUAUAUAUAUUCAAGAAUCGAAAGAUGCGUAAAUGUCAUAAGUUGUUCAGGCUUUUUAUCUUCAUUCUCCCCGCGCUCCCCAACCCCGAUAUGUAUAAACUUAGUGAAAAAGAUUUGGGAGUAUUAAGAGUGGAAUGAGAUUUAGUUUUUACAGAGGCUGAAAAAUCGUGUAUUAUAAUGACAUAUAAAGACACUGUGUAGUAAA
This is a messenger RNA of Schistocerca serialis cubense, 4332 nucleotides long. RefSeq names its product polypyrimidine tract-binding protein 1 (gene heph). The record is from RefSeq and is a predicted model, not a curated record. Gene Ontology annotation, molecular function: mRNA binding. Gene Ontology annotation, cellular component: nucleus. Gene Ontology annotation, biological process: regulation of RNA splicing; mRNA processing. NCBI's taxonomy places the organism in Eukaryota, Metazoa, Arthropoda, Insecta, Orthoptera, Acrididae. The coding region runs from base 139 to 1866 and encodes 575 amino acids. The transcript has 16 exons.